AGAUAAAUCGGUAAUUCUGGUCACUCUGCCUGCCUGGCUGUUUAUAUUUCACACAACUGUUAUCAAAUAUCGAAUACGCCGUACCUUCGCCCUCCUGAUGCGCCUCGUAGCAUUUCGUGGUUGUUUAGAUUGCCCUCUGCCCGUUUUGGUGUGGUGAAAUACACAAAACACCAUACCCCGCAUCGAGAUGGAACCGGCUCCAUUGUCCCUCGAAGCCAAACGGUUGCUGGUGAGGAAAACGAUCAUCCACGACCCGGCAGCGACCGAUCUGCGGCUGUCGCUGUUCAUUUCCGCGGCCAAAUCGUUCCGGUACGAUUCCUGCCUACAGCCCUUUCCGCCGGAUUUCAUCACAAACAAUGAGAAAAGCAUCGACCAGUUGUGUCGGGUACUGGAGACGAUUCCACCGGUUGCCGAUCUUCCGGCAGGGCUUGCCGCGCUCGACGAGCAGACGGUGGGACUGUUGCACUGGAUCCUCUGUCGACAGGCCCGUCCGGCGCUGCGAACCGUCCCGAAAGCCCAGCACGAUGAGGUGCUCGCCAAAUGUCCGUGCUACGCCAAAUACGCUCAACCGAGCCACAUCUUCGAGGUGGUGUACCGUGAAACCAACUCGAGCGAACGGGCGUUCCAGGACCAUGCGACCGAGUUCCGCACACGACACGCAUUUCACGGCAGUCGGCUGUUUAACUUCCACUCCAUCCUGCACUACGGGCUGCAGCAGCACCUGAACAAGGUGUCGUUGUUCGGGGAGGGCAUCUAUCUGUCGGCGGAACUGCAGGUGAGCCAGAUGUUCUCGCCGAACGGGUCGGGCUGGUCGAGGUCGACGCUCGGCACACAUCUGGCCUGCAUUGCGCUGUGCGAGUACGUGGACAAUCCAAAUUACGUGAAGAGUCAAGAAGAAACACAACAGUUGCCGGGAACGGGUGAAGGAACGACACCGCACGCCACGCCCUCCUCCGAUGGACCAUCCGCAAUCAUGAGCACAUCGUUCACCGGCAAUGGAAGCUUCCCAGAGCGUUACAUUUUAGUGAAAAACAACGAACUGGUGCAGGUGCGCUAUCUGCUUCUGUACGGAACCACCAAAGAAACCAACAACAAUAACAACAACACUGCCACAUCCGCCGGACCGCACGGAUCGACCGUCGAUCCACUGUACGCCCUGCCGGUCAGACCACCGUCGUACCAGAUGCGUCACCCACCGAGCCGCUUCAUCCAGUGGAUUGCCAACAAUAAGGGGUUCGUGCUGAUCGGCGGGUACGUGGGGCUGCUCCUGAUCGUUGGCUUCAUCAACAGCCGCAAUGCGCACUUCGUGAAGGAGAUGCUCCUGCAGAAGCUCAACCAUGUCUACAAUGCGGUGCUUGGGUAUCGCGGGAAGGACUAGUACAACAGCGUGUGCACUAAACCCAGCCAGUGUGUGUGUGUGUUGCCUUUCUACAAGAAGUGCCCUGCAAAUGUGCUGCCACCGCCAACGACCACCGCCAAAAAUGGGUAAUAUUGUGUGCUGUGGCGUGGCGUGUUCGAUGGCACGUGGCGUUCGGGGGCCGUCUUGUUUCCUAUCUGUGUUAGUUUCCUUACUUUCUUAUCCAGUGGGCGAGUGUAUUUCACGUAGAGUGUGUGAAUUUAAAGUAAAUUAGGUGAUAAAAAGCGUAUAGAUUUCCAUCUAUGUAAAGGCGAGGGAGACUUUUUGUGGGACGAUUGGGGUUUUUUGGGAGAAAAGCUAGUUUUUAAAAAUGCGAAUAAAAAAGCUCUACAUAAUACGAGUAA
This is a messenger RNA of Anopheles gambiae (African malaria mosquito), 1761 nucleotides long. RefSeq names its product protein mono-ADP-ribosyltransferase PARP16. Gene Ontology annotation, cellular component: nuclear envelope; membrane; endoplasmic reticulum tubular network. The record is from RefSeq and is a predicted model, not a curated record. Gene Ontology annotation, biological process: endoplasmic reticulum unfolded protein response. Gene Ontology annotation, molecular function: NAD+ poly-ADP-ribosyltransferase activity; kinase binding; protein serine/threonine kinase activator activity. The transcript has 4 exons. Lineage: Eukaryota; Metazoa; Arthropoda; Insecta; Diptera; Culicidae. The coding region runs from base 188 to 1378 and encodes 396 amino acids.